AUGGCUGUGAUAACGUCCACCUCUCUGACAGCGUCCGAACGUGCUGAUCUUACGAAAAUCCUUGCCAAGAUGUAUCCCCACGAUCUAUUCGAAGACAAUCUUACCUCCGAGACGAGUAUGCUUAUCGUGCAUUCUGGCAGAGACAAAUGGGCGCAGAGCCGUAAAUACCAACAUACCAUUAGUUCGCGGCCCGACAUCCGGCUUGUGUCAUACGAAACCGUUCUUAAUGCGUACAGUUCGUGGCUGCGGGGCGACGAGGUGGGCCUGAGGCCCGAAAACCUUGAGGUGAUGCCAGUUUUCGACAACGUGAGCGUGUCGAUCAGCCGGCUGGAGGCCGAAUUGAGCGCGAAAAUCAGACACAUGGUUGAAUCAAACGGUGGCAGCGUGGUUGAGUCGAUCAGCAUGGUGUCGGACGUGCUCGUGACCACCGUUCCUGAAGGUCUGCGGUACUCCAAGGCCCGCGAGUGGGGUGUUCCCGUGGUAUCGCCAGACUGGGUGUAUGACAGCGUUGAGCGUGGCGGCAUGCUCAGCGUGACGGAGUAUUUUCUGACGGGAGAAAAUAGCAAGGGCCGCCGGGACGACGCGUGUGACUGGGAGAAGGUGCGGGCAUGGAAGCAGGCAGAGCAGGACAAGUUGCAGACAGAAAAAGCGAAACGCAGUUUUGACACGCACGAUAAAGAGCGCGAUCUGAAAGUGCGGAAAGUCGAUAAGACAAAUAAGGUGUGGAAGUCGAUCAUGGGCAAUAUUAAGGUGUCUAAUUUGAGACGCGGGCUCGAAGACAACUGGAGUCAGGAACAGGAGGAGGAAGAGAGUCUUUCGCAAGCUUCUGUGCUGGAUGCAAGCCAGGUGAGCACGGAAUCGGUGCUUUUUGAAGGGGUGUCCUUUGCACUCGGCUCUGGAUAUACAGACUCGCAAAAAAGCAUACUCAAGAAGGUGAUUACAAGCCACCGCGGCAAAAUACAGGACAAUGCGGACUAUACGGUUGUGAGCUCGAUGCUGGACUCCAUCUCUGCCGGCGCAGGAGAUCACGUGAUUACAGAGCUUGCUCUGGAGCGAUCGAUCUACUACAAGACCCUGGACUUCGACAGCAUGUGGUCGCGACCGUUUGUUCCGCGUCCGGAAAACGAGGCAGCUUUAUUUGAUGGUGUUCCGAACCGUGUAGUGUCGAUCACGGGGUUUAAAGGCGUGGAAUUGUCGCACCUGGAAAAACACCUGGCUAAGCUGAAGUCUUGCCAGGUGAGCAGUGUAUUCUCGAAAAGCACGGGGCUGUUGGUAUUCAAUGAUGAGCUGCCUAAAUCUGAGCUUCUAACAAAUCAGAAGCUUGUGCUCGCAGCCAAAUGGCGCACAAAAUGUAUUUCUAUCGCGGAACAAAUUGGCCGUCUGAGUGCCCAGUUCCACGCUUCGGUGUCUGCACUAUAUGCGACCAGAAGCACAGGACAGGAGAUUGUUUCCAUUGAAGAACGGAAGAUCAAAAUCACAAACCUUGAGAGCGGUGCUCACUAUCUGGACAACGUCCUGGAAUUUAGUCCUACGGGGCUUUGUUUGAGCCCCAAUGACGACUUCUUGUGUCUGUACGACAGUACGCACUGUAGCGUGGUGUCCUUGAACGAGCCAGGCUCCAAAGUCGGUCAUGCAAUCGGAUACUCUGUCCGUAUCAACCUACAACACAAAGAAACCAUUGUGCAAAUUAUCUUCAACAGGAUAUCGCAGUUUGGCGCCGAGCUGGUGAUUUUGACUACGGAUGCCAUCUACAACGUUGAUCUCAACUCGUCGCUGACCAAACCCACCCACACGUACUGGCUCAGGACAGGCUCGCCGCUCGCCAGCACAGACUCUGUCGACGUAAUAGACCCGGUUUCUCUUGCGUUUGGAUCAAAUACAGAUACAAUGAACCCGCGCGGCGACCUGACGCUGCUAAUUUUGUCAUCAGAUUCGUCCAUCUACAAAAUUUACCCAUAUCUUCCGGCAAACAUCGCUGUUUCCUCGUCGUGGUUGGGCGCGUUGUUCGACUACGCGAGUCUCAAGUACAACGCCAGCGGCGCACAAGACCUGUCUACGGUGUCGAUGCUGAAAUUUGCUUCGCUUUUGUCGCAGUCGAACGGCCAUGUCCGCGCCAUAAAUAAGGUUCUUCCUUCAAGUCUCAGCAGAGGAAAGCUGGUGGGGCCUUUGAACAUCCAGCCAUUUCCAGACGAGCUUUACGAGCAGGAUGCGCUGAAACUGAUCUCAAUGGAAAACGACAUGUUCUGUGUUCUGUACAAUAAGGCUCUAACGGUGCUCUUUGACGACCAGGAUCAGCCCAUGGUCUUCGAUGGCCACCGGGCCGCAGACUCGGUCGGCGUCGUCAGAAUGGUCGACUGUUUGCUUUUCGGGUCCAAAACUAUCACCAGCGGCAUGAUUCUGCCAAACAGGCCCACGUCGUUGCUCCUCACGUCCUCCGAGGCAGACCUGCUCCAUGUGGACUUUGCCGACUGGUGGGACAUUCUUGCAGACAGCAUUGCCUCGAACGACCUCUCGGGGCUAAGCAAUUUACUGAAAAAACAGCUGCCAACCAAAGUCAGCGGUCUGGGCAAAGUCAAGCUGCCAACCACGGCCUCCAUAAGUGACCCUGCUUCGUUCCAGUACACUGUCCCCCACACUACAGCAGAACACAAGAUCGCGUACGCAUGGAAUUAUACCCACUCGUACGCAUUUUUAGGAUCGUCUGUCUUUGAGGUGUGUGCUCCUACGCAGCCAUCUGCCCCUGUGGACACCGAGCUGGCUCCUCAGGACGUUUAUGAAAAAUACGAAACUCUGGAUUUGAAUCCACAGCUGACGGCCACCAAAACGACGCUGGCCAAGGUUCAGAAAGAGCUAUACGCCAUGAACUCCAACCAGCCACUCGCUACAGACACAAGAAGUCUCAAGUCUCUGUAUAAGGUUCGAGAGGUCAUCACCACCGGGCUAAUAGCGUUGUUCAACGAUGUGGCCUUGUUGAACAGAAAGUUACAGCAGAUGCGUAGCCAGUUUUUGGUGCAGAUCGCCACACUAAACGAGGCAGAACUCAACAGACAAGACAGACACAAAAGAUACGAAAGCUCGAAACGGAAAUUAGAGGCGCUGGCCGGCAAGCAAGCAGAAUUACAAAAAAGGGUUUCACAAUUUGCGGCCACCAUGGAAAAACUCGAAAUGCUCACCUCCAACCACGCAAACGAAACGCUCUCUAGGAAAGAACAGGCCUACAAAAGACAGCUCGAAAGACUCCAAAAAUUGAUUGCCGAGAAGCAGAACGAUUUCCAGGCUGUGCAGGAGUAUGUGGAGUCGUUGAAGGACAUGGAGGUGGUAAGCGCGUCGCAGCCGUCUGGCUACUCGCGCGAGGUUGCCCGGAUGAAGGCCAAGCUGGAGCUGAGGACGAGUCUGAUCGAAUCGCUUACUCAGGAACUGAAGAGUACAAGCAUUUAAUUAAUGAUGUGAGACAAAUGUAUAAACCCGAUUUUUCCGAUAAUCUCCAAUUCAUGCGUAACUCCCGACCUAGAAGUCUGUCACCCUGCCGUUGAAACUCCAAUCGGAACCGUGCUUAAGCGGGUCCUGUUUUGGGCCGUUAACCUCGCCCGUCUUUGGAUUCACGUUGCCCUCGAACUCGGGGAUGAUCUUGAACUUGUCAGGCGAGAACGUUCCGACGUCGACCUUGGGUGCUGAAUCGACUUUGAAGCCCAUUUUCUCAUUAUACUCGUCAAUGAUGGUUUGCGUGUUAGCUCUGUGAAUCAGUUUUUCAAACUCCUCCUGGUCGUCCUUGUCGAGUUUUGGCGGACCUGGCGUGACCUUGAAAGCCGAUUUUGAGUUGUAGCACUUCUGUGUCACCAGGGGUGUCUGUCUUGCAGCAAAUAGCGCGCUCCGGCUCAGUAUUGUCUGU
Ogataea polymorpha is the source of this 3889-nucleotide messenger RNA. RefSeq lists its product as uncharacterized. Gene Ontology annotation, biological process: mitotic DNA replication checkpoint signaling; DNA replication initiation; mitotic G2 DNA damage checkpoint signaling. Bases 1 to 3438 code for a protein of 1145 amino acids. Lineage: Eukaryota; Fungi; Ascomycota; Pichiomycetes; Pichiales; Pichiaceae. The record is from RefSeq and is a predicted model, not a curated record. The transcript has 2 exons.